Molecule: messenger RNA, 1413 nt
Organism: Olea europaea var. sylvestris
Lineage: Eukaryota; Viridiplantae; Streptophyta; Magnoliopsida; Lamiales; Oleaceae
Product: post-GPI attachment to proteins factor 3-like
Exons: 6
Coding region: 89-1126 (345 amino acids)
Biological process (GO): GPI anchor biosynthetic process
Cellular component (GO): endoplasmic reticulum membrane
Molecular function (GO): hydrolase activity, acting on ester bonds
Source: RefSeq, a predicted model, not a curated record
CAUCGGAGAAAACUGGAGUGGAAGGCACUGGAGAGGAGUCUGUCCUCAACCACACCUCAAAGAACCUUUCCAUGCCACGCCCCAGCAUAUGAAUCUGAUGGCACAAUGUCGCUUCAGUCUUUUCUUGUUGGCAUUUUUCUGUUUUUUCGGAGUCCUCAACGCGAGCCCUGGUGACUCCGAUCCGAUUUACAAGACUUGUGUUGAGCAAUGUGAGAAGACUGGAUGUGUGGGGAACAAAUGCUUUCAACACUGCAAUUUUUCCUCUGAUGGAAACCCCAUUGAUGGCCCAUGGUAUCUGCAGGAGCCACUUUAUAUGCGGUGGAAACAAUGGGACUGCCGCAGUGACUGUCGAUAUGAAUGUAUGCUUUCUAGGGAAGAAGAAAGGCGGAAACUUGGCAACAAGCCUACUAAGUAUCAUGGGAGGUGGCCACUCCGACGUAUCUAUGGAAUCCAGGAACCAGUUUCUGUGGCUCUCUCUGCCCUUAAUCUUGCUGUGCAAUUCCAUGGAUGGGUAUCCUUUUUUAUCCUUGUAAAUUACAAGCUGCCUUUUAGGCCAAAUAAGUCCACAUUCUAUGAAUACACUGGCAUGUGGCAUUUAUAUGCAAUCUUCGCAAUGAAUACCUGGUUCUGGAGUGCUGUCUUCCACAGUCAAGACGUAGAAUUGACGGAGAAGUUAGACUACUCAUCUGGUGUGGCAUUGCUUGGAUAUUCCCUCAUUUUAGCUACAAUUAGAGCUUUCAAUGUGAGGCUGGAGGCUGCAAGGGUAAUGGUUGCGGCUCCCAUAAUUGCGUUCACGACAACCCAUAUCUUGUAUUUGAACUUUUAUCAAUUCGAUUAUGGCUUGAACAUGAUAGUAUGUACAAUAAUGGGUGCAUUGCAGCUUAUCCUGUGGGCAGUCUGGGCUGGUGUUACUCGACAUCCAUCCUGUUUUAAACUGUGGGUCGUGGUUUCUGGAGGAGCCGCUUCCAUGCUCUUAGAUAUAUAUGACUUCCCUCCAUACUGGGGUCUUGUUGAUGCUCAUGUUCUUUCCCUUGCAACCACGAUACCUCUCACUUAUCUAUGGUGGAGUUUUGCCCGGGAUGAUAGUGAAUUCAGAACAUCAAUGCUCAUCAAGAAGACAAAGUAACGUCUCAUUCUCUAUCUGGAGAAUGUGAUUGUAUCAACUUAUUUGUUGGUUUCUCUUGUAUUUGUCUACUUUUUUCUCGCUCUGAUGCAUUUCCUUGAAAUGCUUAUCGAUGCGGGUUUCUUUGUUUCUAGUCUGAGUAGGUUUAGAUUGGACACGUGCUUGUUUCAGCUUUCUUUAUUAGUCAUGUUUUUGACAUUAAAAGUUCCGAGUACCUGUCGUAAUAGCAAAUAUUUUGAUUUGGGGGGCAAUCUUUAGCACUUUCAAAGCUUGGCCUAUUUUCUUACAUU